UGAGUCGUGUUACUGUGCAGUGUACGCCGGACAUGCAGGCGCAUUUCUCGUGGUUCUUUUAGUAGCGAAAAAUACAAAUGGAAGUAAUUUGCUAAUUAAUAAUGUGAUCAGUGUCAGGCUACAGGGGCAUCCAUUUCCUUCUCAUCUGUUGUGCCAAGGCAAAUUUUCGAUGAAGUUUACUGCAGGGAUCUGCUACGAUGCACACCAAGAACGUCAACGUGACGCAAGCUGAGAGCGCCAACGCCGAGACGAUACUGAGCAACAAACACGACCAACAAAACUGUGAAUCGCCAGUGAAAAAGCAAAUUUUCGAGAGCAUUCCAGAAAAUUCUUUCCUUCAUCGUCUACACCAACAAUUUCAGCGACAGCAACCAGCCGAUCAACACAGCAACACAACACAACCUCAACAACACGACACUCAAAACGAGCACAUCACCGAGCAACAACACAUUCGUAUCACGGCAUCCGGAGAUCAACAAUUACAACAACAAGUACAAAAUCAACACAAACAACAACUAUAUCAUCACCACCAACAGCAACAACAACAACAACAAAAUCAACGCUUCCCCCAACUUGGUCCCACGAUGUCCCCGAAUUCAGCUUCCCCUUACCAACCUCCUCCUCUGCCCCCGCGAUGUCAGCCUCGAUCCCCGGUCCGCGAGGACUUAGCCAGGGCACAAAUGGUGUCAUACGCAGACGGAGUGUGUGGUCCCUACAAGCCUGUGCCGCCCCCCAAGCCCUACCCCCACAGCCCCACGUCGCCCCCCGGUCCUGACGGUGCGGAUCCACCCCAUAUCCUAGUCACGGAACAAGGACGUUUCCACACACACUCCACUAAGUUCCCUACCGAAAAGCUUGAAAAUGCCAAUCAAACGUGGAGGAAUCCAAGCUGCGCUCUAGCUCCUUCAAAAUUCCAGCCAAGUCUCUCAUGCUCAAAAAUUCCUUUCCCGAAAAGCUCACAACUUCAAUCAAAUUCUCCAUCCAACGGUUUUCAUUUCUCAAAUGCAUUACUCAAUUCGAAUUUUACGCCUUCUGCAAGCCAAAAUCUCCCCACAAUCCUUUCAAGACUAGGAUCCGUCACAAACCAGGACGAAACUCAGCUUGUUCAAGCACGACCUCUUUGCAAAUCCGACGUCGAUUCAUCAUCCAGAUCUACGGGGACUUUGGAUCGCAGCGUUAAGUGGGUUUUCUCAUCCACCGUCGAUGAAAGCCAUUCUUCUGUUACAAGCGACAAUGUAAUUUCAUCGGGUUACUCCAAGGACCAACUGCAGUUCGCUGGCCAGACGUGCAGAACCAGAAGAAGGAAUCUAAAUUUCGGGCAUCUCGAGUACGUUAAGCGACAUCAAACUGAUCGCGCAGCAGGCGGCUUGAUGAAUUCCUUCUCAGCCGUGUCUUGUACGGACAUACAUUCUUCGGGUAACGCAGGCGAAGGCAGUUCAGAACUCCCAUUUAGCCAAAGUGACAAAGACUACCAAAUUAUCGGAUCGUCUGGUACGUCUGGUUGCGUAGUACUAGUGCGUAAAGGAGGCUCGCUACCAAGACUUCCAUCGUCAUGUGAUGGAAUUUUCGUCAAGGAGACGGAAUCUUACUCAGCAAUUGCUAAGUUCCUGAGGCGUCAAAAGAACAAGCAAAAACUUGGGGCAGUAUCGCAAAGAUGUGAACAGAAGAAAACUCCGCGGCCGCAGCAACCACUGCCCCCUCACGCCAUCGGUGCAACUGGGGGUUUACACAACGGCUCUGGUAGUACUUCUGGACUUGGAGGUUCUUCUGGCCCUGGAGGUUCUUCUGGACUUGGAGGCUCUUCUGGACUUAAAGGCCCUGGACCUCUGCCUCUCCAAGGCGGACCUCCCGAAACAUCGUCUAGACCUUCCACUCAGGGCGGCGACGACCGAGACGUUCUACUUCCAGGCCAGGACCUCAACAUGCCUUCUGCGAGACCAAGUAACUCCACCAUCCCACCGGAGGGAACUCUCGCGGGACUUCUUCCUACUCAGCACUAUCAUCCCCUGCAGCCUGAUCCUCACCAUUACAACCCCCAGCCGUACAAAUCACACCAAAAUAUUCACUCCGUUCAAAAGAACUCUACUGAUCAUCCAUAUCUUCACAUACCUACAAAUUCUGCAGACUCUCCCUACAUUCAUGUCCCUAAGAAUUCUGCUGAUUCUGGGCCUGGCCACCUAUCUUCUGCUGCAGCCAAUGGGAACCUCGGCAUUCCCAUUAAUGGAGAUCUGAAUGAAUUCCAACCUCAUGGCGGCAUCUCAAGGGAGACUUGGGCCCGAGCCUCGCAAGGCCUGAGAAUGAGAGAUCCUCACGCUGUAAGUGAACACCCACGAAAUGGCCAUAUCCCAAAUGGUGUCCUUCCAAACGGGGUGUUAAAAGAUGGUGAAUUUCACCCUGUCCCUCCACCUAAGCCCACUCAUAAUGGCCACGUUAAUGGCCAUUGGGGUCACCUCAAUCACGGAUACCAGCACACAUCUGAUGGAGGAGUAAUAGGUGCCACAAAUAACGGAUUUCGAGGAGAAGAAAUGAACAAGCAUCAUUUUGUUAACGGAUACCAUCAGACCUCUAAUCACCAGGAGAAUCACAGUAAUGGGGAAACAAUCCAUUUACAUAACGGGUCUAAAACGGACACACGACUUCAGCCUGAAGAAUGCGUUCGAGGCACCCAAAGUAAUUUUAAUGGUUAUGUUCAGCCGAUCAAUGGACAUUCCCCCCAAUCGACGACCUCUGCUCCGGCCGAUGAGAUCAACACUGCCAACGAAAGGCAGGAGGAGCAACGAAAAGAUGAUCGUUGGGGUUCCUUGAAAAAGGGCUUGAAGUAUACCAACUUGAAAGGCAUAAUUGCUAGCAAAUUUAGCGGAAGACAUGAAUCAAAAGAAGACCAUAGGAAUGCAAUGAUUGCAUCCUCUCAAAGUGCGGAAGCCCAAAAAGUGCACUCUUUGGACGAAUCGCUUAACAAACGCGAAAAAAAUACCAACUUGAUGUUUCAAUCCAGGCUGAACCAAACGUCAAAUUUCCCAGGUACUGGAAAUUGUAAUAGAAACGCCGAUAUUGAAGAAGUGGUACAAGCAAAUCAUGCCCCACAGAACACAGCCCCGAACGGCUUUCAUUAUGGAGCUCCACUACGAAGUUCUGUUGUUCACUUCGACCUGCCGAAGUCUAAUGAACGCUUGGGAAACGAAUUCGAGACAAACGGCAAUCAAAUGCCAAAAAGGUCUGGUUCGUAUCAUCAGCUGAACCAACAGCCGAUCCAGCAGCCUCUAGUCCAAUCUCAACAGCAACUGUUGCGCCAACAAAACAGAUUUUAUUCCUCUGAAAUGAACGAUGUUUUGCCCUCGGAUCGCACGUAUGGAUCAAACGGCCGAACAGCUAGUAUUGGAAUGCUCUCAACAGCGGGUGCAGAGGGCACUAGCAGCACAGACUCCGGCAGAGGCACGGCAGGCAGCGGCGCUGGUGUAGUAACAGAUCGCCGGAGUGGCCACAACACCAGCGUCGACUCCGGCGCCUCGUCUAAUAGACCGAACGGCCAUUCUUCCGCAGGAAACGACUCGGAGUGGGUGGACAUAACCGAAUCCGACGUCAACAAAUCCCACGCAAAAAAUGGAUUUCCUCCCCAAGCUCGAGGUCCCCAACAGAGAUUCCCCAUCGCCAUGGCUCCCCGAAAAAGUCCCUCAGGCAACGGACCGUCCAACGCCCCGGUCAUGGGGACAGCUAACCUUGGGGCGCUCAGGAACUCUGGCCACAACGCCAGCAGGAAAAGCCUCGUGAGGCGUGAGUCCUUAGCAGCCACGCCUCCCCUGCCUCCCCUCUCUCCUGAGGCGUCCCCAAGGGCUUCUCUCCACGCCUCACCUUCACGGGCUGAGGGCAACCAGCGGAGAUCUUUCAGUUCUUCAGUUCUUAAUCAGCCUGACCUCCUCGAGGCGGCUGACAGACUCCGUAACGGCCUUCCAGUUGACCUCAGGAAAAGAAAAGUCCAGUUCCCCGAAGUUGGAANCAGCUUCAUGGUGUUGAAGUUGCUGGGAGGUAAUGGUGGUCGUAAACUGAAGUCGUCGCGUCGUAGGCUGCACGGCUCCAUGUCCUCCCUGCCAUCGUCCAUCGUGUCCGCCACGAGGCUCAAGGAUAAGCGCAGGAGCGCUGCUGGCCUCCUGGAGGACAGGCUCAAGCGAGGCCCUGCACGUGAUGGUGGCAAGGGUAUCCAGCGGCGCUUCCAGCGUCUCGAGAGCCACGUCGUGACGCUCGCACGCAGCGUCGCGCACCUCAGCGCAGAAAUGCGCUCACAGAACGCUAUAUUCCAGGAAAUGGAGAGCAUCCGGAAUGACAUCACCGCGCUCCGCACUUCAGGCAUUCCGCAGAACCACAUCGCCACGAACCCUGUCCGCAACGGCGCCAUCCACAACAGCAAGAACAACUGGGAUAUUUUCAAGACCGGCGGCCCUGGUCUUAAUAAUCCUAAUAGAGUUAAGAAACUCACGCAAUUCUUCGGAGACGAGCCUCCGCUUGUCAGACUUUUCCUCAGAAAACUUGGCUAUGAGAAAUACGCGCCGGUGUUCGAGCAGGAGAAGAUAGGCAUGCUGGAGCUCCCAUACCUCGACGAGGACCGCCUACUAAAGCUGGGCAUUCCUUUAGGACCGCGCGUUCGUAUCCUGCAGGAGGCCCAGGGUCCUAUCACCACCGAUGGCAACCUCAGCGUUUACGUUGUUUGAGUUCACAAGAAAUGUAGAAGAAAACUAUCAAAAAUAGUUACGACAGCGUUUACGUUGAGUUCACAAAAAUGUGGAGGAAAACUAUCAAAAAUAGUUACGACAGCGUUUACGUUGUUUGAGUUCACAAGGAAGUAGAAGAAAACUAACAUAAAUAGAUACGACAACGUUUACGUUUUAUGAGUUCUCACGAAAAUGUAGAAGAAAUCUACCAAAAAUAGUUACGACAGCGUUUACGUUGUUUAAGAUCCCCUGAAAGGGCCGUAAUAUCAAAAAUAGUAUUAAUAGUUACUCCGGCAGCAAAUCACUGACACCUUUCAAGCUAACCACACCAAUCUCAGAGCAGAAAUCGUCCGCUACGUGUACAUUAGCCGCUACGUGUACUAAGGCCUUAACGUAUAUUUUGGUCUCUACUUGGAUUUAUGGGCUUAUGCCGCUAAAUGUACUUUGGCCGCUACGUGUAUUUAGGCAGCUAACUGUACUUAAGCAAACUACGUGUACAUAGACCGCUUUGUAUUUAGGCCGCAGCGUAUAAUUAAUUAGGCCAAUACGUGUAUUCGGGACUUUACGUUUACUUAGGCCGCCACGUGUACAAGCAUCAAGAUACGAGCACUAGUACACCACCAUCAUACGAAUUCCAAGGUCCUAGUCAAAUUAAUUUUUGAGAUUUCAUUCAAUCAAAGCGAAUUCCAUUUCAGGCAGAGAGGAAAUUUUAUUCAUUCAUAAUUUUUGAGGUGUGAGAAUUGAAAAUUCCCUUCGAUACUUAGGCUCUUCUAUGUAUUUUAAUAAUGAAGAGACGAAAUUUGUGGCGCCAUAGAUGUCCUUGAAUUUUUUACAUUUGGCCCAUCAGAUCGAGGUGCUACACACGAGCUUUGGAAAUAUUUUCGAAUUUGAUAGAUUUUGAGUUGAAAAUAAUCACUUUCGAAAAAGUAGGAGCAGCCUUAUAACUUAUAAGGCUGCACUUAUAAGUGCAGCCUUAUAAGUUUAAGUGCACUAAAUUUUGUUUACUCCAGCCUGCACCAGCUUUGCGUAGCUAUCAUUAAUUGGUAGUUUGAUUUAAUUAAUUAAUUUGAUUUAAUUAGUCAUUUCUGACGAUAAAGCCGCCGGAAUGCUGGAGUAAUUGGACCUUGGCAUCAUUGGGUGAAAUUGAAGUGUGGCUAGCGUGAUUUUGUGGCUUUCAUUUAGUGAACUUAAUUUAAUUGUAAGAUUUAUUGAAACUUUUGACUGAGAGGACUGGUAAUUUUCAGUAUUAUGCAAAGCUCAACUCGUUUCUAUGUGCUGGCUCUUUCAUUUUUAAGAAUCAAAACAACCAUUCCAUUCCAAAGAACUACUAUGUUUGUAUUGUAUUGUGCAUAUUUUAGAAUUGAUAAGAUAAUGUUACUAAUAUUUCUAAGGCAUCGAUUAUUUUGAAUAGGUUGAUAAUUAUAUCUGCUCCAUAACAGG
Molecule: messenger RNA, 6143 nt
Organism: Hyalella azteca
Lineage: Eukaryota; Metazoa; Arthropoda; Malacostraca; Amphipoda; Hyalellidae
Exons: 17
Coding region: 198-4703 (1501 amino acids)
Molecular function (GO): protein binding
Source: RefSeq, a predicted model, not a curated record